Messenger RNA from Olea europaea var. sylvestris, 1029 nucleotides. RefSeq names its product GTP-binding protein SAR1A-like. Gene Ontology annotation, biological process: endoplasmic reticulum to Golgi vesicle-mediated transport; membrane organization; vesicle organization. The transcript is spliced from 3 exons. The record is from RefSeq and is a predicted model, not a curated record. Gene Ontology annotation, cellular component: endoplasmic reticulum exit site; COPII vesicle coat. The coding region runs from base 97 to 678 and encodes 193 amino acids. Gene Ontology annotation, molecular function: GTPase activity; GTP binding. Lineage: Eukaryota; Viridiplantae; Streptophyta; Magnoliopsida; Lamiales; Oleaceae.
UUCGAUUUCCCCUUCCAGCAUUUCCUUUCUCCUAAAAAAUCCCAGUCCAGAUCUGUUGGAACUGCACUCAAAUUCCCGUCAAGAAAUCUCAUAAAAAUGUUUCUCUUGGAUUGGUUUUACGGCGUCUUGGCCUCACUUGGCUUGUGGCAAAAAGAGGCCAAGAUCUUGUUUCUUGGCCUCGAUAAUGCCGGUAAAACUACCCUCCUUCACAUGCUCAAAGACGAGAGAUUAGUGCAGCAUCAGCCGACGCAAUAUCCGACAUCAGAAGAGCUGAGUAUUGGGAAAAUUAAGUUCAAAGCCUUUGAUUUGGGAGGUCAUCAGAUCGCCCGUAGAGUCUGGAAGGAUUACUAUGCCAAGGUUGAUGCUGUAGUGUAUCUGGUGGAUGCAUAUGACAAGGAGCGUUUCGCAGAAUCAAAGAAGGAAUUGGAUGCGCUCCUUUCUGAUGAAGCUCUUGCCAAUGUUCCCUUCCUCAUUUUGGGGAACAAGAUUGAUAUACCGUAUGCUGCCUCAGAAGAUGAGUUGCGCUACCACCUUGGCCUGACUGGUGUAACCACUGGCAAAGGGAAGGUGAAUCUUGCAGAUUCUAAUGUGCGCCCAUUGGAAGUAUUUAUGUGCAGCAUUGUACGUAAAAUGGGGUAUGGUGACGGCUUCAAAUGGGUGUCUCAAUAUAUUAAGUAAGACGUUCGUCAGAAAAAUGUUCGAUUAAUUUACACCAAUCCCUCGUCUCUUGACAAAGGAUAUGAAAAAGGCAAGGAAAGAAGAAAAUUCAUUCUUUUCACUGUGAUUUACUCUGUUAUCUUCAAUCGCAGUCGUGUCCUUAUUUGAAUUGUCUGUUCUACUAUGAAUUUUGUUAGAGCCCGAAAACUGGAUAUUUUCUCUAGUAUUCACUGUUUGUAAAAUAUUAUGAGAAAUGGGGUUAAGAAUUGAAAAUAAUGUUUGUCUUUUCAUUUCGGAUUUGUCUGUGUAAGGUUUUGCAGAGGUGGUGGUGUUAAUUUGCUUGUCUUGCAGAAUAAAACUGUUCUUUCUUUC